This is a messenger RNA of Medioppia subpectinata, 1704 nucleotides long. NCBI's taxonomy places the organism in Eukaryota, Metazoa, Arthropoda, Arachnida, Sarcoptiformes, Oppiidae. The record is from the annotation of a GenBank genome assembly.
GUAUUGGUUGAAUUCGAUACUCCCGGACACACGACCUCUUGGGGAAGGGGACAGAAGGGGAUUCUCACUGAAUGUUACACUAAUGGCACCAAAAACGGAAAGACCGGACCAUUAGAUCCCACUAAAGAGAAUGUCUACACGUUUUUGGAGGAAUUGUUUACCGAAAUCGGCAACACUUUUCCCGAUCAAUAUAUUCAUUUGGGUGGCGAUGAGGUCGACUUCGACUGUUGGGCCUCUAAUCCAGACAUCAAUAAAUUUAUGAAAGAGAAAAAUAUUACUAAUUAUUCAAAACUGGAAGACUAUUACAUGCAAAGAGUGUUGAAUAUCGUCAAGAAAUUAAACAAAAGUUAUAUCAUUUGGGAGGAAGUGUUUAACAAUGGCGUUGAUCUGAAGCCGGACACUGUUGUCCACGUGUGGAUCGGCUCGUGGGGUACUGACAAAGAGAAGUAUUGGCGCCCGGAGUUGCAUAACGUAACCUCUGAGGGCUACAGAGCUAUACUGUCUUCGUGUUGGUAUUUGGAUCUCAUUAGUUAUGGCUCGGAUUGGAAACAGUACUACCGGUGCGAACCGCACAGCUUUAACGCUAUACUGUCUUCGUGUUGGUAUUUGGAUCUCAUUAGUUAUGGCUCGGAUUGGAAACAGUACUACCGGUGCGAACCGCACAGCUUUAACGGUACUGUCGAGCAAAAUAAUCUGGUUAUUGGCGGCGAAGCAGCGCUUUGGUCAGAAUAUAUUAACGGCGCCAAUCUUAUCAGUAGAACAUGGCCCCGGGCGUCGGCCACCGCUGAGCGACUCUGGAGUCCCAAAGCGAUGAACAGUACCGACAAAGCCGUCAAACGAUUUCACAAACAUAAUUGCCUUUUGAUUGAAAGGGGUCUCCGAUUAGAGCCUAAUGAAGGCCCGGCCCAUAAAUUUUACGCGUUGUUUGCUUUGAUACAAAGCCAGGCAGUGGACGGAGAGGUGGAUGUGUGGCCUCACCCACAAGACGCUACUUCGAGCCCAAACUUCCUACAAAUAGACUCAACAAAGUUUGUCUUCACUGAUAAAUCUGUGAACAAAUGCGAUCUUCUGAGUGAUGCCAUCACCAGAACUAAGAAAUCGGGUUUCAUUCAGGGCUGCGCUAGAGUUGGUGCCACUGAUUAUAAACCCUUUUAUCAAAAUAGCCAAAACUUUGAGCUCAACGCCAAUUUCAAAGGAGAUUUAAGUGGUAUUGAAAUCGAUGUGAAGUCUUGCGAAAAGUUACCGCAUUUGGAGAUGAAUGAGAAAUACAAUCUUGUGGUCGACGGAAGCGCCCGAACGGCUCGUCUCGAGUCCGACACCAUUUGGGGUGCGAUCAGAGGAUUGGAGACAUUCUCUCAAUUGGUCUCAAAUGUCGGACAAAACCAAUUCGUUAUUAAUGAAACAGAUAUCAGAGAUUUCCCCCGAUUUGCAUACAGAGGUAUAUUAGUGGACACUUCCAGACACUACAUACCAGUGAAUGUCUUGUAUGAGAAUUUGAAUGCAAUGGCUUAUAAUAAACUCAAUGUCUUUCACUGGCAUAUCGUUGACGAGCAGUCGUUCCCAUAUGUGAGCAAAAGGUUUCCCGAUUUGAGUCUUAAGGGCGCCUAUAAUCCCGAAACACAUGUCUAUUCACCACAAGAUGUCCAGAAUGUGAUUGAAUACGGGAGACAACGAGGUAUUAGAGUAUUGGUUGAAUUCGAUACU